AUGGAGCUGCCAGCCCCAGCAACUCCCAGCUCCAGCCGUUCCUCAGUGCUUCGAUUCUUCCGAAGCCUAGUAGGGGGCAAAAGCAGUCACCAGGACUCUGACCAAGCCUUGGUCUUGGGCAGAGGCCAGGAACAGGAUGUCAUCCCACUAAUGGGUACAGAAGAUGCCUCAGGGUCUGGCCAGGAGGAGCUGGUUUUUCAGACCAAGAUGUCCCAUGCCCUUCACCUGCCAGGAUCCAAGGGAUCUCAUCACCAGAUGGACAUAGCCGGGCUGGGGAUGGGGGACUCUGGUGUCCAUGCCCCUUCUGAGCUCCAAGAGGAUGGAGUCCAGAGUGCUGAGGGGAAGCUGGCACCAGCAGUUGCUGGACAGGACCUACCCAUUGACCUACUGGAGAAAGAGGAGGAGGAAGAAGCUGGAGAAGCCUCUGGAGAUAUGAGGACUGUGGGCAGGGGGCAUUUUGCCCAGGCCAUGUGCGGGGAAGAUGAAAGCCUCCCAAUGGCCAUGGGGUCCCUGGAGAUCAGCCCCGAGGCCUUCACAGCGGAAGAGGAGAAGGAGUGUCUGCUCCAGAAAGACCUUAGGCUGGGCUCACCAAAAGCUGAGGGAACCCCAUGGAACCGACUUCUCAACAUGUACAAGCAGCUUCGGAAACCAGCAGCAGCUAAGGUCUGAGGGGUGAUAAAUGGGCCCAACUUAGGGCCCCAGGAACACUAUACCCCUCAGUUCUCCCCACAGGAAAGCCUGACCCAUCAGGAAAAUGAGGAGGAUGUAGAAGUGGAGGAAGAAGAAGGAGAGGAAGAAGAGGAUAGUUCUUUUAGUCUCAGUGUCCACGGCUUUGCUACUCUCCAGUCUCCAUUGCACAAGACUUUCAAAUCUACAGACACAGUGGGCUUUGUGGAGACUGAGCUGAAGAAGGUACUGGCGGUUCAGAGGGAGUCCCGGCUCUGGAAGACAGGUGGUAAGGAAGGUCGAGAACUUCUGAUCCAGCCUGAAGUCACUUUGGAAGAGGCAGGCAUUGUGGAUGGCCAGCACCUGCUCCUGGAAGAGAUGGAUGAAAUGGGAAAUUGGCCCCCAGACUGA
This is a messenger RNA of Dromiciops gliroides (monito del monte), 1077 nucleotides long. RefSeq names its product gametogenetin-binding protein 1-like. The record is from RefSeq and is a predicted model, not a curated record. NCBI's taxonomy places the organism in Eukaryota, Metazoa, Chordata, Mammalia, Microbiotheria, Microbiotheriidae. The transcript is spliced from 6 exons.